GCAGCGCCCACUCCUUCGUGGCCUAGAAGAGUGGCGAGCACAGUUUGGAAUGCAAUGCCGUCACUCCGCAGAUCUCCGACUCCGGUCAGGGGAAGUUCAGGAGGCUCUCAGGAUUCCUCUGCGCUUGAAAAAACGGGUUCUCAGGAUUCGCCUGCGAAUAUAGAGGAGAGUACUGAAGAAGACUCAGGAAAAGAAGCUGCGCCAACGUCAAAUACUGGACAGUUUUUGGGUGUUUCUAGUCCUACGUCUCCCGCAGGGGAAGGAGAGGAAACGCCCUCCAAUAAAGAUGCU
This is a messenger RNA of Amoebophrya sp. A25, 291 nucleotides long. NCBI's taxonomy places the organism in Eukaryota, Dinophyceae, Syndiniales, Amoebophryaceae. The record is from the annotation of a GenBank genome assembly.